This is a messenger RNA of Larimichthys crocea (large yellow croaker), 3323 nucleotides long. Its product is annotated as T-cell immunoglobulin and mucin domain-containing protein 4-like. Gene Ontology annotation, molecular function: phosphatidylserine binding. NCBI's taxonomy places the organism in Eukaryota, Metazoa, Chordata, Actinopteri, Sciaenidae. The record is from RefSeq and is a predicted model, not a curated record. Gene Ontology annotation, biological process: apoptotic cell clearance; cytoskeletal rearrangement involved in phagocytosis, engulfment. The coding region runs from base 2312 to 3040 and encodes 242 amino acids. The transcript is spliced from 6 exons.
GCAAGAUGAAUAAAAUAAAAGUCUUUCUUUGAGUUCAGCCGUUCAUUUUAGUUUAACUUUGUGUUUCCUGUUUGUCAGCUCUGCCCGCAAGUACCACUGCAGUACAGACCACAUGUGGAGGAAGUGAUGUCAUGGAAAAUAGACCUACAGUGUCCAAGAUGUGGAGUACACCUGUCCAGCAGGAGCAGCAGGUAAACAGUCUGCUGACUGUCAUUGGAUGUGCAGUUAGAGCGUUCUUCAUCACCUUCAUACUUGGAACACUGCUGACUGCUGCUUACGGUCAGUACACACAGAAACAUGGGUUUGUCAUAUUUUUAUCUGAUAUCAUCUGAGAUUGAAUUGAAUGACCCUGUCUGGCCAAAUCAAAAGACUACAACAUUAGUAUCAUCUGAUCAUUGUGACACUUUAUUAAUUUCUCAGUUUCAAAGAAAGCACAGUCUGCCACAGUUUUGAGGACUAAUUCAAGACCAAAAACUGGCAGGAGGCUCAGCCAAUCAGUGGAAGAGGAGGAGGGCAGCCCUGUGUAGAGAUUUCAAUAAUAAAGUUGUAUUCUUCAGUUAUUUAAUUGUGACUUUUACUACCAAACACACAUCAAUCAAUUAAAAUCAUUCAAAAAUGUAAAUGAUAAAAAAAGAGCUGGUAAUAAAUAAAGUUACACGACUUUUACUCAUUGAGUUCAUUUGUAUACAUAUACACACAUACACAGUACAGGACUGAAAUGUCAUUAAAUAAGACAGUUUUACAUGGUGGAGUGCUGAGGAUAAAUUUAAAGCAGUCUGUCAUCAUCAGGAUGAAGAGUACAUUCUAUUGCCGCUGCUAUACGUACUAUAUGUAUACUGCUAUAUGUCAUGACCCUAAGUUGCAUUAAAAUCCACGUCCCUCCGGGAGGCGGCCCCGGGGAAGACCCAGGACACGCUGGAGGGACUAUGUCCCAGGGAGAAGUGGCCAGGGAGAGGGAAGUCUGGGCUUCCCUGCUGAAGCUGCUGCCCCCGCGACCCGAAUCCGGAUAAAGCGGGAGGAGAUGGACGGAAGGACUAAAUGUAACAAAAUUUAAAUGACUGAAUGUAAUAAAACCAUAUUUACACAAGAAAUAGAAAGAAAUUGGACGGAUUGCAGAGAAUAAAAAACUCUGAGACACUCAGUUUAACUCAUGAUAGAAACUACAAUGUACUGAUAUCAGGAAGUAGAAGUAGAAACAAGCCCAGCCACAGACCACUAAUUCUGAACUUAUCAUAGAAACUAAAAUGUACUGAUACUGGUGUAUGCUUCAGGUCAAUAAGAAAGUAAUAUAAACCUAAGAAGAAAACAUGAACAGUGAGAAAUUAGGUCCUUUAUUCAUUUAGUUGAAUACGAUGUGAGGCACAGCUGCAUCAUCUGUUUUACAUUUUGUGACCUCUGUCAGAUGAAUACAGUGUUCAGAAUAACUUUUAUAUUCACUGUUCAUCAGUAAAUAGUCAUACGUGUGCCAGUACAUAGUCAUAGUCCUGCUGUUUGUUGAGUUAUCAGUUUCUCUUUAAUAUGUUUGUUUUGUGACUUGUGUUUAUGUAUGUGUUUUAAUAUAUCUAUUAAAAUGACUUAUUGACUUAGCUUAAUCUUUUUUUUACAGUGUAGAGUGCAGUGUUGAUGACUUAGCAGGUUAAUUGUUUGUGUGACAGUGAAAGUUUCAGUUUGACUAUGAAGACUUUAAGCAAGAUUAUGCUGCUUCUGCUCCUCACAGGUACUUUAACUUUAUUUAAACUUUUUAACUUUAUUUAGAUUUUAUAUAAAUAUAAGUAGAAAUUGUGUCUUUCGUGUAAUUACUUCAUAUGAGAGAGAGAUCGAACAGACAAAUAAAGGAAGAAUUACAGCAACAAUUCAAUGCUUCUGCUUGUAUUACUGAUAAAUAUUAGCUAUAUUAAUAAUAUUAACUUAUCUGUCUUCACAGUCAGCAAAUGUGGCAGGACAGUUGUGGUUGGUCAUGGCGGUCAGAGUGUCACUCAGUCAUGUAAAUAUGACAUAAAGAACAACAACCCUACAAUGAUCUGUUGAGGUCAAGGAAAUCUUCCAUUAUCAGGCUGUACCAGCAGGCUCAUCUUCACAGACUGAAUACUGAACGCAUCACAGUCACAGAUGCUGGACAGUACAGACGCAGUGUAAUUUAAAUAAUCACCAAAACUGUGGAGAUUUAUUUUGUAUAUUUUCUUUAAAUAACACAUUGUGAUUAUAUCUCCCAAAAAUUAAUUACUUCAGCUGUACGGUCAUUUUGUACAGUGUAGAAUGGAGCACAGGUUAAAUAUGUGUUGGUCGGAAAUGUGGUAGUUUCAGUUUCAUCAUGAAGAGUGUAACCAGGAUGCUGCUGCUGCUGCUGCUGCUCCUCGCAGUCAGUGAAUGUGGCAUCCUCACAGUUUCUGUUGUUGGACAUGAAGGUCAAAGUGUCACUCUGUCAUGUAAAUAUGACAUCAAGCAUCACAAACCGCAAUCAAUCUGUUGGGGUCGAGGAGAUCUUCCAAACACAGGUGGCUGUAAAAACCAGCUUAUCUCCACAGACGGAUACAAAGUGAAAACAAGAGUUUCCAGCAAGUAUCGGUUACAGGGUCGACUGGAUGAAGGUGAUGUUUCUCUGACAAUAUUGAGGGUCACAGAUCCCGAUGCUGGACGGUACGGAUGUAGAGUGCACCAAUCUGGAUUGUUCAAUGAUGAAAAACAUCACAUUGAUUUGAUCAUCGAAGGAGCUCUCCCCACAAAAACUAUCACAGUACUGACGACAUGGAGAGGAAGUGGUGUCACAAGCAAUGGACCCACAAAGUCCACGGUGACACAGCUUCAGGAGACGGGGAGUACACCUGUCCAGCAGGAGCAGCAGGUAAACAGACUGCCGAGCAUCAUUGGAAAUGCAGUGAGAGCGUUCUUCAUCACCUUCAUACCUACAACACUGCUGACUGCUGCUUAUGUUUCAAAGAAACGACAGUCUGCCACAGUUUUGAGGACUAAUUCAAGAACAGAAACUGGCAGGAGGCUCAGCCAAUCAGUGGAAGAAGAGGAGGAGGACAGCCCUGUGUAGAGAUUUCCGGAACCAGAGGAGCCCUUGAGCAAGGCACCGAACCCCCCUACUGCUCGCUGCUCUGCGUUGCCGCCAAUCAAUCCAUCAUCUCUCUCCACAUUGCAUGUCUAUGAGCCCUUGUAUGUGUGUGUGGUUGUAUUUCGGGGGUUAAAAUGCAUGUAAAUAAACGGAGUGAAAAAAUUCUUUCCCCUUUGAGGGAUUAAUAAAGUAUCUCUUCCUCUUCUUCUCUAAAAACAGACUUGAAAUAUUUGCACAAAGUCUGAAUAUGUCAACAUAAAUUUUU